Fusarium keratoplasticum is the source of this 513-nucleotide messenger RNA. RefSeq names its product Cytochrome c oxidase polypeptide 5, mitochondrial. The transcript has 3 exons. Gene Ontology annotation, biological process: mitochondrial electron transport, cytochrome c to oxygen. The coding region runs from base 1 to 513 and encodes 170 amino acids. The record is from RefSeq and is a predicted model, not a curated record. NCBI's taxonomy places the organism in Eukaryota, Fungi, Ascomycota, Sordariomycetes, Hypocreales, Nectriaceae.
AUGCUGCGCACCCCGGCCUCCAACCUGCUGCGCAAGAGCCUGGUGCGCAGCUCGCCCGCCCUGGCCUCCCGAGCUGCGUCGACUCACGCCAUCUCCAACCCGACCCUCGCCAACAUCGAGAAGCGAUGGGAGGGCAUGCCUCUCCAGGAGCAGGCCGACCUCUGGAUGGCUCUGCGUGACCGCAUGCAGGUCAACUGGAAGGAGCUGACUCUCCAGGAGAAGAAGGCCGCCUACUGGAUCGCCUUCGGCCCUCACGGUCCCCGCGCCGUUGACCCCCCCGGUACCAACGCCCGUGUCGCUUGGGGUGUCGUUGUCGGUCUCGCCGUCAGCUUCGGCCUCUUUGGCCUCAUCCGCCUUGCUGCCAAGCCCGUCCCCUACACCAUGUCCCAGGAGUACCAGGAGGAGAGCAACGAGUUCCUCAAGAACCAAAAAUCCGACCCCUUCACUGGUAUCACCUCUCCUGGCUAUGCCGGCAAGGGCAUGGUCCAGUCUCCUCCCAAGGGCAGCUCCUAA